UUUUUCAUCACUAAUCACUAAUGCCACACGAUAAAUACAAGCGAAGCGGCUAAAUAAAUUAAUACAGGCAGCAACAAUUGCAAACACAGUCCGAUGAGCUUAAACAUCGACAUGUCAGAAAUUAUUGAAUUCGUAUUGCCCUCGAAAUCAGAAUACUCCGAGCAGAACAACGAUGGUGGCGGCGACGACGACGAUACGGAUGGCAACAAUCACUAUGUAGUCCUAGAUGCUGUGGAUGUCGGAAGAGAUUUUAAAAAUGAAGAGUUCCUGUUAAUAAACGAUGAUGGGACCGAAGGGCAGUUGCUCAUCGACAAUGAUCAGUUGCAUCAACAACUGGUCAAUUAUCCCGAGCUUCAGCAGGCCAUGAUGCGCGUCCCAAAAGACGAGCCAUUCGAGAAUGUGCAGUAUAUGGAGGCGGAACAGUUUCCAGAUGAUCUAGAUGAUUUAGUCGAGGAGGAGGAAGAAGAGGAUGAAGAUGGUACGCAGGUUGAGGAACAGUACGAGCAAUAUGAACAAUAUGAAGAAGGUGUGGAACAAGACCAGCAGAAUUUUGAAUGGAACUACGUACAGACACCCUCACCACAAUCAGAAUCUGUUGCAGUCGAGCUUGAAUCGACGGCAACUACGACGACGAUGUCAGCAGCCCCCAGGACUUCAGUACAGGUCACCCGCAAUAAGUCAAAGCCCAAUCCACAAAGUCUGGUGCGGAACUAUGUAACGCAUUCGCUAAUAGAUGACAGCGAUGCCUAUGAGGAAAUGGAUGCGUCAGACGUGCAGGAAAGCGAGGAGCCGGCACAAUUGGCUAAACCCAGUGAAAAGAUGUUAGACCUAUUCAAGGGACCCCGUCGAUACUUGCUAUUCGACGAACUGAUUGCCACCAUUGUGGACUUUGAUGAAGAUGGUACGCCUAUUGUAGAGUUCUCUAUGAUUGGCAGUGUACAUGAUGAAAAGCUGCCGGUUGAGUGCGGCAUCUGCCCCGAUGUCAUGCACAAAUCCAAACUGUCCAAGCAUCAAAAGACGCACAUGGUACCUGGCACAAACCGCUACGCGUGUAUCUACUGUACCGAAACGUAUCGGGAUUGUAAAUACUUGGCCGGCCAUGCCCGACGUCACAUGGGCAUCCGGCCAUAUGUGUGCGAGCCCUGCAAGCUGUACUUCUCCACCAAGCAGGAUUUGCGCGUACACAACCAGCGUCGGCAUUUGGAGAAGGAGCACAUAUGCGAAAUGUGCGGCAAAACCUUUGCACAGAACACACAACUCAAGCGGCACCGCGAAGCGACUCACGAGAAAAAGCGCCGAUUCCAAUGCCAAUACUGCCAGAAAGCCUAUUACAAGAACUUCUCACUGCAGGAGCACAUACGAAACGUACAUAUGGGCAAGCGGCGAAUGCUGAAGUGCCCGUUCUGUGGCAUGCAAUGCCGGGAUGCACACAAAAUGGCACGACACCGAAAAGAGAUGCAUCUGAAUCAGGACACGUAUGUGUGUCAUCUCUGCCAGGAGGAAUUCACAGACAUCAACUACUUCGAUGCGCACAAGCGCUCAAUCCAAUGCCGAAGUAAUACACGCCGCCUGGUCAAUGAAGAUGAAAGCCGUACACCCAACGAGGAUGGUGACAUCAUGGGCGAAUGCAAUGAGCUGCCGGGCAUGCUAGAAGAAGACUAUGACGAGGAUGCCGGUCUGCUUGUUGAAUCAGCGGACACCAAUGGCGUCGAAGGCAUCGAUGGCGUUGGCGGCGAUGCUGAUGAAGAGCAAGCCCGCAACGAAGCCAUCUACGAAACAGUCAAUGGCAACUUUUUACACGAGGAGGUAGAGGAUGAGCAGCCAUAUGUGCAGCAGUUCGAUCAAAGCAAUUACGAGGAUGAGGGCUUGCUCGUCGAGCAGGUGGCCGAAGAUGAGCACUCCGAGGAGGUACUGGAAGAUGAUGAACAGUAUCUGGAGCCUGCUCUUGACCAGCAAACACAACAGAGGCAGCAGUACCAACCGGUUGGCCAGGAGUAUAAUGACGACGAAUUGAUUUAUGAAAUCACAUUGGAGACUGAGGAUAACUGAGCAAUUGUGCCAGCCAGCCAUCCCCCCUCCCCAUCAACCCUUGGCAAACAUUUUGUAAAUAGAAAUGAGGAAAUAGAUAUAUAAAUGUAUGUACAUACAUAGAUAUAUGUAUGUGCGCUUUAAACAAUUCCACAAAAUUGUGUAUUACGGUUCAAUAAAGCGCAUUUGCUUGCUGGUUUUUAAAAUUUUAAAA
Drosophila montana is the source of this 2242-nucleotide messenger RNA. RefSeq names its product zinc finger protein 768. The transcript has a single exon. The coding region runs from base 94 to 2049 and encodes 651 amino acids. NCBI's taxonomy places the organism in Eukaryota, Metazoa, Arthropoda, Insecta, Diptera, Drosophilidae. Gene Ontology annotation, biological process: regulation of transcription by RNA polymerase II. Gene Ontology annotation, molecular function: RNA polymerase II cis-regulatory region sequence-specific DNA binding; DNA-binding transcription factor activity, RNA polymerase II-specific. The record is from RefSeq and is a predicted model, not a curated record.